This is a messenger RNA of Closterium sp. Yama58-4, 3531 nucleotides long. The record is from the annotation of a GenBank genome assembly. Lineage: Eukaryota; Viridiplantae; Streptophyta; Zygnematophyceae; Desmidiales; Closteriaceae.
AUGGGAGCCCUUUUCACUGGGGCCUCCUCCCUAUCCAAGCUCUCCGCCGUCGCACGUGUGUCGCCUGCGCUUUCGCCCAAGCAGUCGCUUGUUUCGCUUAGCGAUCGCCUGAUUCGCUCCGGCUUGAUCUCCACGCGCGUUACCAGGAACCGUCUUUACAGAUCCAACCGAUUUUCUCAUCAGGCCGCAAUGGUCGCCGGGAUCGGCGGCGGAAGUGGCGGCCACUCCGCCGAUCAGCAACAACCCGCGAGGCCAAUUACUGUUGCGGCGGCGGCGGCUGCAGGGGAUGGCGGGGCCGUUGCGUCCUCGCAAGUGAAGGAGGCUCCAGCUGACGCCGCAAAUGCCGGCGCGAAAGCCGGGUUAGCAGCCGCGGCGGGGAGAGGAAACGCGGGAGUGCGGCGAUUGGAGGAGCUUGAGUGGGAGAGCACGUUUGUUGACAAGCUUCCUGGGGAUCCGGUGGAAGAGAAUCACGUCCGAAUUGUUCGCAACGCGUGUUACUCCCGCGUGCGACCGUCGCUAAAGCUCAAGGACCCGCAGGUUGUCGCCGCUUCGGAGUCGGUGGCGCACCUCAUUGGCCUCGACCCCAACGAGUUCACGCGUCCUGAGUUCGCGGCGGUCUUCACUGGCGGCAUUGUGCUUCAGGGGUGUUGCGCACAAGUUCAUCCCUCACCCCUCCCCUUCCUAUCCCUCCCUCUUCUUCCCCCCCCUUCCUCCUCUUCCCCCGCUCUCCUUCACCCCCUCCCCUUCCUCCCCUCCUUCCCCAACACUCCGCAGCAAACCCUGCGCGCAGUGCCACGGGGGCCAACAUCUGGUCGCGAAUUCUUCCCGUUCAUCUCCCCCCUUCCCCACCCUUCUCCACCCUUCCCCACCCCUCCACCUGCCCAAACACCCCGCAGCAAGCCCUAUGCGCAGUGCUACGGGGGGCACCAGUUCGGAUCGUGGGCGGGGCAGCUGGGGGAUGGGCGCGCCAUCACUCUGGGGGAGGUGGUAUUGGGGGAAGCCACGCAGGGGGAGGGGGGGAAGGCGGAAGGCGCGCAGGGGGAGGGCGCGCAGGGGAAGGGGUGGAAGGAGAGAUGGGAGUUGCAGCUGAAGGGGGUGGGGAAGACACCGUACAGCAGGCACGCGGAUGGGCGCGCUGUGCUGCGCAGUUCCAUUAGAGAGUACCUCUGUAGCGAGGCCAUGGCUGCCCUAGGUGUUCCUACAACGAGGGCGCUCUCUGUUGUCACGACUGGGGAGAAGGUGUUGCGAGAUAUGUUCUACAACGGCAAUGCCAAGUUUGAGCCAGGAGCUGCUGUGUGCCGCGUGGCGCCCUCCUUUAUCAGGUUCGGCUCAUUCCAGCUCCAUGCCUCCCGGGGAGGCUUGGACAAGGAGAUGGUUCGGGUGCUGGCGGACUACACCAUUCUGCACCACUUCCCACACCUGGCCGACCUCCCCGAGCCUCCGGUGCAGGUUCGGGAGCCAGGUCCGGAGGAGGAGGAGGAGGUUGGGGAUCCCGAUGCUGUGGAUGUGACGACAAACAAGUACGCAGCGUGGUUCGCUGAGGUGGCUGAGAGAACAGGACACUUAGUGGCAGCGUGGCAAGCAGUGGGGUUCACGCACGGCGUCCUCAACACAGACAACAUGAGCAUCCUCGGCCUCACCAUCGACUACGGGCCCUUCGGGUUCCUCGACUCCUUUGACCCGGAUUUCACCCCCAACACGUCCGACAUGCCCGGGAGGCGGUAUUGUUUCCGGCAGCAGCCGGACAUCGGGCUGUGGAACGUGGUGCAGCUGGCCAAUACGCUCGUGACAGGUGGCAUUAUUGGAGUGGCCGAGGCACAGCACGGGGUGUCGAGGUAUGCCGAGGCCUUCCUCUCAGCCUACCAGCAGCGCAUGGCGGCAAAGCUGGGCCUGCCGUCAUACGACAAGGACUUGACUCAGUCAUUGCUGCAGCUCAUGGCCAAACAUGAGGCUGACUUCACCAACACCUUCCGUGCCCUUGCCCAUGUGCCUGCUGAAAGAGAAGUGUCAAACGCUGACCUGGUAGCGCCAAUGAGGGGGGCGCUGGGGUUGCAAGAGGGGGCAGGGAAGGAAGGGGAGAAAGAGAAGGAAUGGGUGGAGUGGCUCAGGCUUUAUACUGCCAAGCUACGGGCUGGAAAGGUUUCAGAUGUUGCCCGCCGGGCAGCUAUGGAUGCAGUCAACCCUGCCUACAUUCUCCGCAACUACCAAUGCCAGCUGGCGAUCGAGGCAGCGGAGCGAGGAGAUUUCAGCGUUACACGGCGGUUACAGGAAGUGUUGCAGAAUCCUUAUGAGGAGCAAGCAGGGGCUGAGGAAUUUGCCCAGCCUCCUCCCGAGUGGGCACUUAAGCCUGGGGUUUGCAUGCUCUCGCCGCUCCCGUCUCUGGGAUUCAACGCGGGAGUGGCGGUCAAAGGCGGCUGUCCAGGCUCCGCGAAGUGCGUGAUCGACGGGCGCCACAAGUACGCCGUGUUUUCCGGCGGCUUCAACUGCUUCAUCUCGAUGGAGCAAGUCACCGUGCGCAACGCCGUCAACGGCGUGCACACCGGCGGGUGCGCCGUCACGGCGCGCCGAGUCACGUUCAUCAACAACGUCGCGCGGACCACCGGUGGUGGCGCCGUGGUCAAUUCCCGCGCCGCCUCCCCCACGUCCGGCGCGCUGCUGUUUACCUUCUGCGAGUUCGUCAACAACACCGCCGAGAGCGGCAACGGCGGUGCGCUCAACGUGGGGCAGGAGCCCGUGGGCGGCCCGCGCGUGCAGCUCGCGGGGUGCACGUUCCGCGGGAACCGCGCGGAGAAGGGCAAGGGCGGGGCGAUCUAUAGCGAGGAUAACGUGCUGUACAUGAACUCCGUCAAGUUCGAGAAGAACUAUGCGUUGGUGGGCGGAGGGGCCAUAGCAACAACGGCCAAGAGCCUCACUAUAGUCAAAUCCACUUUCUUUAAGAACGUGGCCGUCCAGCCGCCCACUGGCCGUAACAACGGCGCCGACAGUGGCGGAGGGGCAAUCCUGGUCUCUUCUCGAGACUCUACCCUCUCUCUCUGCUCCACGUCUUUUGCUGGUAACCGCAACAACAUGCGAGCGCAAGCCGGCGACAUUGCGGUUCGGCAGCUCGCGGCAGGCUCGGGAACAGGCUCGGUGAGCUUCUGCAGCAUGCCCGCGCCUGCGAAUGUGGAUCGGGCUCCAGGGCUGAAGAUCCGAGCCAACUGCAAGGGCUGCACGGGGUGCGCUAAUGACUGUAACGGGCACGGGACUUGUGUCUAUAACGCGGAUUUUACCCCCAGCUGCCAGUGUGUGCGGCGGUGGGACAACGAAACGGCGUGUGCGACAUGCGUUACGGGUUACACGCGGUUGAGUAGCUGCAGGGCGUGUUCGCCGGGGUUCUUCGCAACAGGAAGGAAGAACCAGUGUGCUCCGUGCACGGCCCUUGACAAGCUCGGUUAUGAGGCGCGCAAAAGCAACUCCCUCUACCCGUUCCUGGCCCCUGCCCUCUCCCCCACUGCCAGGUGCCUGGACUACGUGACAACCUGCAGCACAUAA